Molecule: messenger RNA, 10080 nt
Organism: Acanthoscelides obtectus
Lineage: Eukaryota; Metazoa; Arthropoda; Insecta; Coleoptera; Chrysomelidae
Source: the annotation of a GenBank genome assembly
UUUUUCCUAUGAAGAAAAUCGAAAAAACACAAUGCAAAGUAAUAUUUUUUAACGAAAAACAUUUGUGUAGGUGGAAAAAUCCACUUCGCAACACUGAAAAUGUAUUUACUAAUUCAUUAUUUUUUUAACAGGCGGAUCAACUCACAAAAAGUGACACAAACAGUAGCAGGGAAAAUCUGCAAUCGAAUUUAAGGGACAGUGAGAUCGACAGCGAAGAUGAUAAGAAUGGACGCAAAGACAGCAUCGAUCUCAGCUCGAAUGUUCCCUCGGGAACCAAUAAAGCUCCUCCUCUGUUGGAAGCACUUCUUCAAGACCUGCCAGACAAAUGGAAGAAUUGGGUGGUGCGAGGGGUUUUCAGCUUCCUAAUGCUUUCCUUCUUUUUGGUGGUUAUAUAUGGAGGGCCACUAGCAUUGAUGAUCACCACUCUGGUGGUACAAGUAAAAUGUUUCCAAGAAAUUAUCAACAUCGGCUACUCGGUAUAUCGAAUCCACGGUCUCCCUUGGUUCAGGUCCCUUUCUUGGUAUUUCCUAAUUACCUCGAAUUACUUUUUUUAUGGUGAAAGUCUAGUCGAAUAUUUUGGUGUCCUUAUCAACAGGACGGACUUCCUACGUGUUCUAGUCACCUACCACAGGUUCAUCUCGUUCUCCCUAUACUGCUGCGGCUUCGUCCUUUUUGUUCUCAGCUUGGUGAAGAAAUACUACAUGAAACAGUUCUCACUUUUCGCAUGGACGCACGUGGCACUACUCAUCGUCGUUACCCAAUCAUAUCUGAUUAUCAAAAACAUCUUCGAGGGCUUGAUAUGGUUCAUAGUGCCGGUGUCGAUGAUCAUAUGCAACGACAUAAUGGCCUAUGUAUUUGGAUUUUUCUUCGGAAAGACGCCCCUGAUCAAACUGUCGCCGAAGAAAACCUGGGAGGGAUUCAUCGGAGGUGGGAUCUCGACUGUUAUCUUCGGGUUUAUGAUUUCUCACAUCAUGUGCCAGUUUCCCUACUUCGUAUGUCCCAUUGAAUACAGUGAGACUUUGGAGAAAAUGACGAUGGACUGCGAACCAGGUCCACUGUUUCGACUUACUAGUUAUAAAUUACCUGGAUUUCUAGGUGGAUUUUUGGCCACGUUUGGAUUACCAGAUAGCAUAUCUGUAUAUCCCUUCGUGUUCCACUCAUUGCCACUGUCUUUGUUCAGCAGUAUUAUUGGUCCAUUUGGAGGAUUUUUUGCAUCUGGCUUCAAAAGGGCAUUUAAAAUAAAGGACUUCGGUGACGUAAUACCGGGCCACGGCGGAAUUAUGGACCGCUUCGACUGUCAAUUCCUGAUGGCCACCUUUGUCAACGUGUACAUCAGCAGCUUCAUCCAGACACCUAGUCCACAGAAACUGCUCACUCAGGUGCUCUACCUCAAGCCUGAACAGCAAUUGCAACUCUACCACAUGCUCAGAGAAACCUUGGAGAAUAGGAAUAUCCUUAUACCGAACGUUUAAUUAUAUUUUUUAUUUACAUAAAUUUAAAACUAUAUAUUAUAUUUAUUUAUUUGUACAAUUCCGUUUUUAGAUUUGCUAAAUGUUGAAGUAUUAAUAUGUUUUAUGCCUCGUUGAUGUUUGUUCUGUUUGAUCAUUGAUUUCUAUUUUUAGUGCCGUAACCAAAGAGGAUAGAGAUAAGCUUGACCUUGGAUCACUAACAGUGACAUAUCUUUUAGGACUUUUGUCACAAAGUUCGUCUUUAAGUAUGCAAUCCAAGGAAAAAGAAGUGUAGAUGAGAUAAUGUUCGUAUCAUCUGUAAAUGCUUCAAAAUUCCUCACGUACUCAUUCCUCUUUGACCGUAACACAUGAUUGUCAAACUAACACAUGUCGACGUUGUCAAACUGAAACAUGUUGACGUGGUGAGGUCUCAAUUUGACUUACAAUAUCUGCGAGUUCUACGUGAAUAUUUUUAUAAGAACCUUUGGCAGUAUGGUUGUGUAAUCAAAGUAGAAGGGCAGCCUUUGAUGGGUUGUCACACAUAAUUCUCUUGUAGGUCCUGUUUUAAUCGAAGCCGAGAAACGCAUAGAAGAAUCUUUGGCAACAUUUUACGUCGACCCUAAUACAAUACAUCCUAUGUAUGGUCACUUAGCGACCCUUUUGCGAGAAUAAGAAUACUGCCUAUACUAGAAUUGUAGAACAUCCUGAUGCACUCCAAUAUUUCGUCGUGGAACUAAUAUAUUCUUCGCCAUAGCGUUUUCUAUAUUCUUAAGCAUCUCUUAUGGAAAAUUGUUAAUGCAAAAUAAAUUCGUUCAUCAGAACAUAACACAACCGAGAUUUAAGAUUACAUUGUUUUGGUUAAAUCAGUUUUCUAGGCACUAGGUUAUAUGUAUGUAAGUACUUAUAUCCACGUCGGUAUCGGCUUCAAAUAAAAUGUUUGAUGAUCAUAUGUUACUAGCCUUAAUGUUAUAAAAAUUGUCUAUUUAAAAUUGGAAGGUCAGUAUAUUCUUAAAUUAUUGGAGAGAGAUAUUAUGUAGACGUAUCUGUUUUUACAGGGAUUUGAGAGUUUAGUUUAUAAUUGAUAUCUUGUUUUUCUAAUUGUGCUAAAGUUCUUUAGGCACGUGGUGCAAAAGAUUACUUCAAGAAUUCACCCUGAAACUUUGUUUUUAUUUCGGAUAGUCGUAAAUGAAACUUUUAAAUCUCUGUCUCUUCUUUUUACAUGAAUUAAAAUGCAUCUUUUUAAUGAAACUAUUCAGCAUAGCUUAUGAACAUAACUUUUUGGGAGUACAACAGUCAGAACCACAGGGUAAUAUAGAAAUUUCCACAGGCUUUGUCAUGAGAAAAUUCUUCCAUUUUGGAUAGAACGUUCGUCUGGCAUGUGCUAAAUGUAUUGACGUCCCAUAGAAUAAUUAACGAAUUCUGAGUUUUAAUGCAACUUUUAAACUUGGCUGUUAACAACUCGAGCGUUAGUACAUAAAAUAUCGAAACAUAGCGUGAUACAAAAGUCCCAGAACGGCUCUGAAUUUUCUCGGUUAAGGUAUUUUUGGAAAAGAUCAAGGCUAGGUUUCCAGUAACUUUCCUCACACCAAUAGAAAGUUGUUCUUUUCCAGAAAUAUCGCUGCUUUCAUCGGCUAGUAUAUAGUAUGCGCAUGCCUUCCUGAUAUCCAUAAUGAUAUCCUCUCUUAUGACCUCACCACAAAGGUCAAUAAUUUCAUUCUGAAUUUGUGGUGACAGGUAGGUGGCAUUUUUUGGGCCAUUCUCCAUGUGUGUUUUCAAGUUUUGGUCACCAGCUUCAAUUUUAAGUUUAAUCAGGUCUUGGAAAACUCCCUCGUGAAGUUCUUUGCCCCUUAAAGGCAAAUCAUGUGUCCCACAAAAAAUGACGGUUGAAAUUAUUGAUGCUAAAAUCUUCUUAUUCGCCUCUAUUUCACUAUUGUGAGCAGAUAUCAGCUGCACAUCAACUGGUAAGUUCUCAUCGAAACAUUUUGCAGCUGUAGCUGCUGAUUUAUGCCAUUGAGAUGAUGUAUGCGAUUUGGCAAACUCGUGCAUAUCUUUAUAGCGGGUAAACGGCCGCACUAUAAAUGAGCCUAGGACACCACGCACAUUAGUAGGAGGAAAAAGUACACAAUAAAUGCACAAGGCGCCCUUUAACUUUUUUGAGUAUGCAAGCCAAGGGGCAUAUUCAGAUAGCCAGCAGAAUUUAAAUUUCCUCUUCAACUGAACAGCAUCCUUGGAAAAGUCAUAACUGGCAGGUGGAGACCAGCAGUUUUUCAAAACUUCUCUUCUUUGAACUGAAGUCAUACUAAAUGAACGUCCAACCCAGUUACCAAGGUCAUUUUCAUAAUAGGAUUCAUCAAAUGUUUUGCCGGAUCCUGACGGUAGUGAAGAUUGACUCGGUGUAUCCAAAACGACUGGGGCGCUAGAGCCGCAAGAACUGACAUUUUGUUUUGACUUUUCUUCCCCGCCGCUAUCACUCCCGCUCUCGCCACUACUUUUAUCUGUUUGCUUCCUUUUCUGACUACCUAAAAAAUAUCCAAGUAUACACAAAAGGUACAUAUUGUAUGCUCAGCCUGCGCCAAAUUUAUUCUCAUUGCUACUAUCACUAGCAUAAGAAUAUCAACACCGACUGAACGGAAAACCACAAAACAUCGGAAAACGGCUAGCCGAGUAAACUCGCCAUCGCCAUUCAUAAACAAAUCACUUAUUUAAUGAUAAGUGAUAUGUAAUGAUAACUAUAUUCCCUUCUUACCCUUACCUAAUAAUAAUUAGUAAGUAUUCAAAUUAUUGCUUGCUUACCUUUGGAGCUAAAGAAUUUUCUAAUGUCCAUUAUUAAAUAAACUUUUAUCCACGGCUCACUGGCAAACUGCUCGAGACAAAAAAUCUUCGAGUACACCUUAACUAUGUACGAAUAUGCGUAACACAAAUAAUUAGGUAAACCAAAAAUAAACAUUACUAACAAACAAACCAAAAUCUCAAAAAAACAGUGAUGCUCAAUGCUCAAAUACAAAACAAAGCAAGCUUUACAUUUGAUUUCGUGAAAUAAGUUAACCUUAAAGUGUGAACUGUCAACUGGUAGUGGCAAACAAUUACGAAUUCAAAGUGGUCCCUCGCUAAAAACGGGUUGGGAACCGCUGAUCUAAAACCUAACAAUACAAUGGCAAAUGGCAACUUAAAUGGGAGCUAUUGAAACUUGUUUCUAUGCAACCAGAUAUACACUAUUUUAUUAUAAUUUCUUGCAUUUAAACUGGGAGCGUUGCUUUUUUAUUCAUUAAUUUUAACUUUUUAGGAUGCGAAAAUAUCUGACAUACCCAGUUAAGAGGUUUAGGAAGUAAGUAGGGUAGGAUCAUUUGAAUUAAUUUUUUUUUAGUUAUAUAAUUCAAUUUAAUUUUUUUAAUAGGGUCCGUCUAGGGGGGGCAAGCGCCCCACCCUGCCCCACCUUGACUACGCCCAUGUUGCAGCAUGUCGUGAUGAACUAGAUCCCCAGAGCACGACUGGGCCACCAGGGCAGUGUCAUCAGCAUAGAGAUAGAUUUCACAGUUGCUGGGGCAAGGGACGUCAUGAAUAAAAAGUGAAUAAAGGACUGGUCCAAGAACCGAACCCUGAGGGACACCGGCUUUGAUGGGCCGUGUUGUCGAUAGAACGUUAUUAAUUUUGACCAGAAAUUUCCUACCCUCGAGGAAGGCUUUUAAAAGUUCAAUUUGUAGAGAAGGCCCUUGUACCACACGUUGUCAAAUGAAUUUGAGACAUCCAGAAGCAAGAUGCCAGUACUUUCGUUACGGGUGAACGCCUGGUUACUCGUUCAACAAGCCUUAUGGCCUAUAGCUCCGUACUAUGCUCAGACCGAAAGCCAAAUUGCACGUCAAUUGUGGUCUGCCGUGAAAUUUUCAAGGUGACGUAGAAUCACCUUUUCAGCGAGCUUAGAAGGAACUGACAGUAGACUAAUACGGCGGUAAUCCUGGGAGAAUAACGAACCCUCUUUCUUUGGAAUCAUUAUGACAUCAGCGGUCUUCCACGCUGUUGGGAAGUGCUGGGUUCUUAGCAUGGCAUGGAUUAUUGCCACAAGAUAAGUUAAGGACUUCCGCGAAAGUAGCUUCAGCGCCUUAUUAGUGAUUCGAUCCUCUCCAGGUGCUUUACGCACCUUGAGGUCUUUAAUAUGAUCUUGGAGCUAUGCUGGUGUGCAAUAUGGAGUCUCAGGAGAUUCCGCUGAUGUGUCAUGCAGCUCUUCAGUUGAGGAAACUUCUGAAGAUUCCUCUGAGGAAACAUCACUAAGGGAGGCACUACUGCCACUGACGCCGUUGGCCCUAAAAUAUCUCCUGACGGAUCUUACGAUAUGUUGCUCCUCGUCGAGGUCAUUAUCAAGGUCAUAGUUGCAUCAGCGAAAACCUCGACCUUUUCCUCUGUCCUACAGACUAUGCCCAUAGGACCGUGGAUGUGCGGGAGUUGUUCUCGCUUUCCGUUUCUGAGCGACUUUGCAACUUUCCAGAGAGGAAUACUUGAGUCAAGCAUCCCCGACAGAAAGUCGCUCCAUUGCUCAUUACGGAAUUCAUGAAGAGCAUUUCUCACUUCAUGAACAAGAUUCGUUGCUCUGUGAAUGUCAUCUGGGUGACAAGACCUCUUCGCUUGCUUAAUUGCAGCUCUUUUGUCAGAAAUUUUCUGACGAAUGUCUGCAGGGAGAAUCUGAUUCGUAUGAAGACAGUGUAAGCAGUACUGAAAGUAGUAACAGCGAAGCUGACCAGCUUACUGCCGAGACCGUAGUCAUUCUAAGCGCAAUAUUAGUAAACGUUUAGAACCUGGUUUCAUUGCCCAUCCCCCGAAUGCAACCCGAAACUUUGUUAUUUUAGUAGCUAUAAAAUUCUAUAAUGUGACUGCUCCCCUCCCCUAAUUUAAGUAUUCCCCAAUAGACCCUAAAAAAAUAAGAUACUCUCUACAUCACUGGAAUUUCUCUCAUUGAAAACAUAUUAGGUAGGGGCUCUUAAUAGACGUAAUAAGGUAAAAAGGUAUGUAUGAUAAUUCAAAUUCCAUAAUAUUUUACCUAGGAAGAAAAAAGCAGAGAUAUAUAGCUUUCAAAAUUAUUGUCACGAGCAGGCAAUUAUGUCUUAAUAUUAUUAGCUUUCAAUAGACUAAAGCAAAGCAGAAUCAAUUUUUGCGGAGAAAUACAAAAAAAUAGUACCCAUUGGAGCUAAACAAAAAAAAUAGCGUCAUAUAGGUACUUACCGAACUACUUUAACACCGCUGCUCUGAGGUUCCUUUAAAUUUUCAUUAUUUGACAAAAACUCUUACACCACUUCCACAUUUACAUGGGGUAAAUUUCGCGAAUCAGCUUUCUGAUAACCUUGGAGCAUUGUGCUAGCACAAAUAAAUAAAGUACACAAACGUCGGUCCCAGUUUAUAUAAAUUCGUAUUCGUAUACUCUUCACUCCGUGUACAAGACAAUACAAGAUACAAGUACUCUAUGAGCACGACAGCACGUGUCUGGCUACUGACGUUACGCGGUCUAGUCUCGCGUACAGGUACGUUUUCUAGCCUGCGUCGAUCCUUGAUUUUAAAAUGCUUUCCAUCGACGUAAAUAUUAAUAUUUUGAACUCAAAUUUCUUUGACCGUUUUUUGUUAACAAAAUCCCUCGAUUUUAAUUAAAAUAAGAGAAAUACGAAAAAUGUCGAACCUUCCUAUUGCAGGAACGACUGACGAUACGGCCCUCAAUGACAGAACUAUCAAAAAAAUGACUUAUGUCAAGAGUACGUUGAUCCUCACUACAGACUCAGAGAAUAAGGAAACAAAUAAAUCUUUUGAGUGGCUCCACACGUAGAAAUAGCAUUACCAGAACAGUAAGGAGCUAGUGAACCAGCGCUUAAAUAAAAUGAAUCUGUCGACAACUACUGCUACUAUAACUUACUUAAGUUAUAGGUUACCAAACUUCAAAGUUAACUAGCGAUUGAAAAACCGGGCCUAUGAUUCCUUGGUGUGUGGAAACGUGUUUCUGGAAAGCGCAUUGGUACAUAAUUGAAACUACAUUCCCAAUUGUAGCAUUUUAGUACUGUUUUAAUGUUGUUUUCAGUUGACAUAAGUUGGAAGUUACUGAUUAGAAAGGUUUGAUAGAUGAUGGUUACAAUUAAAGCUUUGCUUGAAAGAUCGAAUCGUACAGUUUGUUUGCUAGUUUCACAAUAAAACGCUGGAUGGAAUCUAAAAGUUUUUGCUUUACUUAAAAAGCAUUGUCAGACUAAUAUUAACAUUCAACAUUGAUUGGCUACCCUGAUUACAUAUCAUAACUAGCUAAUUAAUUGAUAAAGUACAAAAUUUCCUUGAACAUCUUGCUCUAUCUAAUUAUGUUUUAAUGCACUCGUAUGACACCCCAGCCAGAGUCCUUCUUUUCUCAUUGUACGGCCCAUCACUUAGUAUCAGCCGAGUCAAAGGAACAACAACCUUAUUUGCUUUAUCCACAGUGUGCUUUUAUGCCCAUUUCUUUUUGUUUCUUUGUCCAGGCAUCGCAAUCGCAAAUUGGCUUUGUAUCUCAGCAUUCCUAAAAUUUACUGACAACAUGGUCAACUUUUGAAUGCCAAAAAAAUAUUAUUUGGUUUUUUCAUGAGCCAGCUUCAAACCACUUUCCUUCAUACUUUGCUGAUCUCAGUUUUCUGUAUGCCAGGAUAAUUUUUAAUUUACCUUCCUCCUGGUUACCUAUCAAUUUUUUUUAUAUCGAAGCAGCAGCGCAGGCAGAAGCCUAAAUGCCGGAACACCGCGGCUGCUGUGAUGAUCCCAAAGAAAUUUUAUUAAUACGAUUUUUGAACUACCUAAGGUUAAUAGAACUGGGAAAAGCUUCCUCUUGUAGAUUGUUCCACAAUCUCUACACUCUCGGGACAAAGGUGCGGUCGUAUCGGCCGGUUCUGGAUGUACGAAGUUCGACACGGUUAGGAUGGGACGCCAAAGUUAGGCGGGUCUGUCUGGCAGGCACAUCGCGCGACGGCAUCGUGGAAGAGAGCUCUGAGGAGCAAAGCCCGUUGGUGUAACGGUAGAAAAGAGCCAGAUCGUCAAAGUACAGUACUGCGUUUUGGAAGCAUCGAACUGUACAAGAUUGUUGCGUCCCCAAGAAGUGAUAGCCUCCAGGUCUCUUGUCAGAGAAGAAGUCGUCGCUAGUCUUCUUUUUUCUAGCUCAGCGGCAGAGAUCGGCUUGUCACUCUGAAUUCCUGCAUGUAGAGUGCUGUCAUCAGCGAAGCUAUGGAUUGGUUUGAUCGUGCACGGAAGGAGGUCGUUGAUAUGUAAGAGAAACAGUUAAUCCCUAGCAGCAACUUUAGCCUUAAAACUCCAUCAUAGAAUACGUUCCACAGUAGUGGCCCCAAAAAGGGAUCCAUAUUGAACUUAUAUAAUAAUAUCCAUGGCCUCUCUGGUCUUCCUGACUAUAAGCGUUUUUUCAUCUAAGUACCUUUUAAUAGUGUUAAGCAGGUGUGCAGAGGCGCCUAACUGAGUGUCCUUACUAUUUCCUGCAAUUUCGCCAUAUUAAAGGUAUUCUUGGCAUCAAAUGCUUAAUAUGCAAUGAUUUAUAGUUUUGGUGUUGUAUUCGUGCUCAGAUUUGGCUAGAUCACAAUGAUAUUCUGUAUAGCAAACUAAUGACAAUAUUUUUCAGUGUUUUAUUGUGAAACUUAUACAGAUAAUUGUAAUUUUCAGUCGCUUGAUAGAAGAGCUUUGCCAAGUUCUUUUUAGUUUAUCCAGUCCAAAGUUAUCAUGUUGUUUAAACUACAUCAUGAUAUACAGAACCUGACAGACGAGUUAGAAACACUGAAAGUACAUUAACAUUUCCAUAAACAUGACUUGAUUGCAAAAUAUUGUACUACGAUUUCCAAUCAGUGAAAACAUGUACAAAAGCAAUAUUUGGUGUCCUGACCAUCAUCUCUUAAUAUAUAAAUAAGUAGCAGCAGUUAGAGUUUAUAUGAAGAUAAUGUGGCAAUGUAGCAAAGACACUGAUUUGGGAUAUGAAAAUGUAAUCCAUAAUGAUAAACUGAAUUUCAAUAUAUCAUGCAGUAUUUUCAAAGUCAUUUGCUGUGGUCUCUUGUUAAUUACACGCUUUGAAAGUUAAACUGCGUCAUUUUUACCAUGCAUCUCCUGUGUGAAGUGUUUGCGCUUAAGGACCUUAGAGAUGCAUUUUAAAUUUCUACAGAUCACAUAUAUUCUAUACAGCAGCAGAUUCCAUUAUAUUAAAUCCAAGAAGGUAAACUAUUAUAUAUUUUUGUAUAGUCCACGUAAGAUCUAUAUAAGUUGACUUGGAUAAAUGAGAAAACGUUUUCAGAAAGCUGCGUCGGUCAGAGUGAUGAAAAGACGUGGUUUUCUGACAAUUCUUUUCUUGGAAAAUCCAAUAGUGAGUAGUACCAUUUUAAUUUAUGUUAUAGAUAGUCAACUUGUAUUAUUUGUCAUAUGUACUUUGAAGACGUAUGUCUUACAUCUUAAUGUCGUAAAAUUAUUAGUGCAUGCAGCUGUUAAAGUACAUAAUUACUUUAAGAAAUAAUCAUCAGUUCUAAUAUCUGUAAGAAAUUUAUUCCCCAUGUGAUGUUUUCUUUAGCUAUGUAUACCCGAGUAUUAAAAGAAGUAAGUGUUGUAUGGUGGUGUAAACGUAAAUAAAAUAUAUCAUGAAUAUUUCAAAUUCAAUAAA